Molecule: messenger RNA, 1828 nt
Organism: Solanum dulcamara
Lineage: Eukaryota; Viridiplantae; Streptophyta; Magnoliopsida; Solanales; Solanaceae
Product: L-ascorbate oxidase homolog
Exons: 1
Coding region: 125-1795 (556 amino acids)
Molecular function (GO): copper ion binding; oxidoreductase activity
Source: RefSeq, a predicted model, not a curated record
AAGAAAGAAGAAGAAGAUAUUUCCCUCUUCUUCUUUGUCAGAAUUAAAUAAAAUUCCCCCAAAAACAUAUCCAUAAAUAUAUAAUAUAAAAAAAAAGUGUGAAAUUGGGGAUAUAUAGGGGAACAUGGAGAGAACUAGUUUCACAGUUGUGUCUUUGCUAGUUUGCCUUUCAUUUGUGUUGGUGAAAUCUGAGGAUCCUUACCUCCACUUCGAGUGGAAUGUCACAUAUGGAACUAUCGCUCCAUUGGGUGUCCCACUACAGGGCAUCCUUAUAAAUGGACAACUCCCAGGACCUAGGAUCAAUUGUACCUCCAAUAACAACAUAGUUGUUAAUGUCUUCAACCAUUUAGAUGAACCGUUGCUCUUAACCUGGAACGGUGUUCAACAAAGAAAGAACUCGUGGCAAGAUGGUACCCCAGGUACCAUGUGCCCUAUUAUGCCUGGCACAAACUUUACCUACCGCUUCCAGGUUAAGGAUCAAAUUGGUAGCUUCUUCUACUUCCCAACAACAGACUUGCAUCGCGCUGCUGGUGGUUUUGGUGCCAUCAAUGUUCAUAGUCGUGCCCUUAUCCCUGUUCCUUUUGACAACCCUGCCGAUGACUAUAAUGUCUUCGUAGGUGAUUGGUACAACAAGGGUUACAAGUCCUUGAAGAAGAUCUUGGAUGGGGGACGCACACUUGGCAGGCCCGAUGGCAUCCACAUUAAUGGAAAAUCCCUUAAGGUUGGUGACAAAGUUGCUGAGCCACUCUUCAACAUGGAGGCUGGCAAGACCUAUAGGUACAGAUUUUGCAAUGUCGGUAUGAGGACAUCAGUCAACGUCAGGAUCCAAGGCCAUCCUAUGAAGUUGGUGGAAAUGGAAGGAUCCCACACCGUGCAAAAUGUCUAUGAGUCACUUGACAUUCAUGUUGGUCAAUGCCUUUCGGUAUUGGUCACUGCUGAUCAAGAGCCCAAGGACUAUUACCUGAUUGCCUCGAGCAGAUUCUUGAAGCAAGCUAAACUCUCCUCCGUGUCUAUCAUCCGAUAUGCCAAUGGAAAGGGACCAGCAUCUUCUGAUCUCCCAGCACCACCACCAGAAAACACCCAAGGCAUUGCCUGGUCGAUGAAUCAAUUCCGAUCAUUCAGAUGGAACCUUACUGCUAGUGCUGCCCGCCCCAACCCUCAGGGAUCCUACCACUAUGGACAGAUCAACAUCACCCGCACUUUCAAGAUUGUCAACACUAGGAGUGAAGUAGAUGGAAAGCUUAGAUACGCAUUGAAUGGUAUUUCCCACACCAAUACAGAGACCCCAUUCAAGCUAGCUGAAUACUUUGGAGCCCCAGAUAAGGUCUUCAAGUAUGAUCUCAUGGCUGACGAACCCUCAACAUCAGAGAAAGUAACCAUUGCCUCCAAUAUCAAGAAUGCAACAUUCCGUAACUUUGUUGAGAUCAUCUUUGAGAACCACGAGAAGACCAUCCAAACCUAUCACUUGGAUGGAUAUUCCUUCUUUGCAGUAGGGAUUGAGCCAGGAAAGUGGACUCCUGAGAAAAGAAAGAACUACAACUUAGUGGACGCAAUAAACAGACAUAGCAUCCAAGUGUAUCCAAACUCAUGGGCCGCCGUGAUGACAACACUAGACAAUGCUGGACUAUGGAGCUUGAGAUCAGAAAUGUGGGAGAGGUUCUACUUGGGACAACAACUAUACUUUAGUGUUCUCUCACCAGCUCGCUCGUUGAGAGAUGAGUACAACCUUCCUGACAACCACCCUCUUUGCGGUAUUGUUAAGAGUAUGCCCAUGCCUUCUCCAUACACGGCAUAGAUCAUAGAUCCAACCAUACAUCGGAGGGGAUCA